Messenger RNA from Glycine soja, 1896 nucleotides. Its product is annotated as long-chain-fatty-acid--AMP ligase FadD26-like. The coding region runs from base 1 to 1896 and encodes 631 amino acids. Gene Ontology annotation, biological process: lipid biosynthetic process. The transcript has a single exon. The record is from RefSeq and is a predicted model, not a curated record. NCBI's taxonomy places the organism in Eukaryota, Viridiplantae, Streptophyta, Magnoliopsida, Fabales, Fabaceae.
AUGCCAUACAAGUACGAGAAUUAUGACCCCUCAUUCCCCGACCAACCCGUGGUUGACUUAUACCUCCCAGUUUGGGCCAGGUUACCUGCCUUCAAGUCCAAGCCAGCUUUCAUUUGGGCACAAGACUUGCACACCUUCACUGCUCUCACCUACCAACAACUUAACGCCACAGUUGAUGUCAUCUCCUCUCGACUACUCGCUCCGUUACAACGAGGUGACACUGUUCUUCUUCUUUGCUCUCCUGGACUUGACCUAGUUGAGCUCAUCUUUGCGUGUCAAAGAGCUGGUCUUUUGAGCGUUCCCAUCAUCCCUCCUCACCCUUCUUUUGCUAAAGAAAACUAUCACCAUCUCAUAAGAGCCAUUUCGCAGACCAAACCCAAAGCUGCCCUAGCUCACCCUCACUACAUAUCAAGCAUUAGACAAUACGUGUCUUCCCCCCACAACAACAAGAAACUUGCUCACAUGUUACAUAGCAUCCACUGGAUUUCCGUAGACGAACUCAAACAUCAUCAUGGUGUUGUUACUUUAAAUAAUCUUGAUUCACUGACAUACAGUGGUUGCAAAGCGAAUGAAGUUUACUUGGUUCAGUACACGUCUGGUGCCACUGGGGUUCCAAAACCCGUGCUUGUCACAGCGGGCUCAGCUGCUCACAACGUUAGAACAGCGAGAAAAGCUUACGAUCUUCAUCCCAACAGCACAAUCGUUUCGUGGCUGCCUCAGUAUCAUGAUUGUGGUCUCAUGUUCUUGUUGCUGACCCUUGUAUCAGGAGCCACGUGUGUUCUCACUUCCCCAACGGCGUUCAUCAAACGCCCCAGACUCUGGCUUGAACUCUUGUCGAAAUUCAAGGCCACGUGCACUCCCGUUCCCUCGUUCACAUUGCCACUCGUGGUCAAACGAGGAGGAAUUCACCAAGGAGCUUCUACUUCAUCCAUCAACCUUUCAACUUUGAAGAAUCUCAUAAUCAUCAACGAGCCCGUCUAUAGAGACUCAGUGGAAGAAUUUGUUCACACUUUUUCUCCAUUUGGGUUAAGCCCUUCUUCUAUCUCUCCUUCCUACGGGUUAGCAGAGAAUUGCACCUUUGUGUCCACUGCGUGGAGGAGCGUUAAUAGUGAUCAUAAUGAUAGUGUUGGUGCCUAUUAUUCUUCAAGCUUCCCAGAUUUUCCCACUCACAACAAGCUCUUACCAGUUGCAAGGCUCGAAAACGUGGAAGAGGAAGACGUGGAGAUUAUGGUUGUUGAUGAAGAAACGUUGGAGCCAGCUGAGGAUGGUGUUGAAGGAGAAAUUUGGGUUGCUUCACCAAGCAACGCUUCUGGGUACCUUGGCCACCCUAGUUUAACAAGAGAAGUGUUUCAUGGAAGACUAAGAAACAUGAUUAGCAAGUGCUUUCUUCGAACUGGGGACAGAGGCAUAGUGAAAGGAGAAAAAAGAUAUCUUUUUGUCACUGGUCGCUGUCAAGACGUUAUGGAACUCCGAAAUGGUCGAAAGGUUCAUCCACAUUACAUAGAAACUGCGGCUUAUAACAGUUGCCCCAAGUUACUGAGAGGAGGUUGUCUUGCAGCGUUUAAAGUUUCAUCAACGGUGGUGGUUGUGGCAGAGAUGCAGAGGAUCGAAAAGGGUAUAGAAAAAGGUGUGUUGAAGAGGAUUUGCGAGGGAGUUAAAGAAGCUGUUUGGAAGAAAGAGAAGGUGGAGGUUGGAUGGGUGGUUUUGGUUGAGAGUGAGUGUGUUCCGAAAACCACUUCUGGGAAAUUGAUAAGAGGGAAGGCUAAGGAGAAGCUUCUUGCAGGGGAAAUGGUGAUUCUGAUGAAGAUGCGGUUUGGAAAAGAUGUUACUGUUUUUAAGAGAGCAAAGAAGGUAACUGGUUCAAUUUUAUUUGCAGAAGCUCGUAGCUCAUUAUAA